CGGUGGAACACUUUUUGAAGUUGUUGAAGCCGUGUCCCUUGAGGACAGGCGAGAUGGUGCACAAGCUCGUUGUCGCCGGUGGGAAGGUGUUGCCGAGUGACAAAAAGAAGCAGUACCUCCUCAAGAACCACAGACAGUUGCAUGGCAUUGCGGAAGGGACGACUGCGACGGAGACUCAAGACGUGGACUCCGGGCCGUUUGUUUGCGAGGACGAGGAGCCGCAACCACCACCCGCUGCGGGGAUGGCACCGCCAAAAACAGCUUCCCGAACAGCGACGGUCUCCGCUGCAGACGAGGGGCUUGCGGAGGGUUUGGGGUCGAACACGAUGGUGACAUCAUUGCAGCAAACAACAAUCAAGAGAUGUGUGGACGAUGAUGCACAGAAGAAGCUCGAUAUUGCGUGGGCAGAGGCGAUGUUUCGUGCUGGCAUUGCAUUCAACUUCCUGAACUUCGACACAACGCAGAAGCUCCACGAAGUUUCCUUGGAAGUGGCGAAUGCGCGACCGAAGGUAAAGCUGCCCUCGUACAAGCAUAUGAGGACGGUGAUGCUUGACUUCAUCUACUUGCGAAUUCAAAAGCAAGUUCAUCCUUUGACAGUCUGUUGGGAUGAAUCAGGCUGUACAUUCAUCACAGACGGGUCAUCCGACCGUCGAGAGCGUCCUGUCAUGAACUUUCUCGCAGCGGGGGAAAAGGGUGCAGUUCUGGUGGCCACAGUGUCAAUAACGGCAAGGACGAAAACAGCGCAGACGUUGGUAAACCUUUUGCUGCGAGACAUCAGCAAGCUGGACUGGGUGAAGGGCACUGUCAAGAGAGGCCACACGAUUGUGAAGUUCAUCCGGAACCACCACUCCACGAACAGUCUGAUGAUGUCCAUGGACGAUUUCCUCACAUUGCUUCGUCCCACGGAAGUUCGCUUCGAGUCCGUGUACAUAAUGUUGAAGAGGCUUCUGAUCCAGAAGGCAGUGUUGUUGGAUAUGGUGGAUCGGAGAAAUGCAGCACGGUGGACGGGGAUCCGUUGGUCCACAGCAAAGUUGAAGUCGAAAGCGGACCUGGUUUACUUCACCCUGAGGAGAGACGGCUGGUGGACAGAGUUGAAGAAGGUGGUCGAUGUCAUGGAACCAUUGUACAACCUUCUCAGGAGGAUGGAUCGAGAUGGAACAUCACCGACAAACCUUGUCGAAUACGACAACCUGAUUGAAAGGAAACUGGGUCACGUGAGACAGGUUGGGGGUCCUUGGAAAGGGUCAGACCACCUUGAAGUUUUGGGUGACCUGCACGAGUUUCACAAGGAGCCCACGCCGAACGGGCCGACAAGAAAGAACAAGAAGAUGUGGGAGCCCUAUGCGAGGGUUGAUUGGGAGAGGCUCACACCGUCAGAGUGGUGGGCGACUCAUGGUGGCGGUGUCCCCGACUUGCAGGCCAUUGCCAUCAAUGUGAUGGGCAUGUGGAGCACGGCGACCCCGACUGAGAGGAAUUGGUCGUCCAUGGACUUCGUGCAUUCGAAAAGGAGGAACAGUUUAAAGGCCGAAACAUUGGAGAAGCUGGUGUACAUCCAUUGGAACAUGCAACUGCUGCGUGCUGCCAACAACAGCGGCGGCAACGACGAGGGCUACGUCGAUUUGUGGAGCUCCUUCUUUGAGGCCAUUUCGGAGCCAGACGAGAACAAUGGAUCUGUCUUGAGGUUCCCUGAGGACGAAUCUGAGAAGACGGAUGAGGAGGUGGUGCGGCAAAGCAGCUUUAUCAAGACACCAAAGGGAAGGAUUCCAAAGAAGCUUGAGGACGAAGAGGAUGAGUGCACCGACGACAGUCGUCGAAGGGAGAGGCAACCCACGGUCUUCCCACAGGCCCGGGGGGAAAGCUCCUCCCAAUACCAUCCUGAGUCUGACGUCGAGUUCCAUCACAUGGACACGGAUAUCGAGUUGCUGCUGCAAAGUGGUCCGGUUGAUGAAGAUGAGGCGGAGACCGACCUUGCAAGGGCACUGGCAGAUCGCGAUAGAGAUGCUGUCCCAAAACGGAUCAGGGAAGAGGAAGCCCGACGCGCAACAAUCCCAACACCGAGGGAGAUUGAGAGACGCAAGAAGAAGGUUGGGGAGAAGGAAGCGGAGACACGUCGGCCAUUGGACGUUGUGCAAGAGCGAGAUGAGGAAGAGCAUCAGCAAAGUGGACCGGUUUUAAAGGUGGCGGAUCAGCAAGUGGCAGAGCACCGCAAAGAGGCGGAGGAGAAGGACCAGCAAGAAGACAACGACGACAUGGACCACCUACAAGAGGCGGAGAAAGAGCACGAAGAAGAGGACGAGGAGAUGAAACAUGAAGAGGACAAGGAGGGGAUGGAGAGUCGAGGAUUGGAGGAGGCUAUGGAACCGCAAGAAGACACGGUGGACAUGAAUCAACACGACAUGCAGCACAAUGUGGAUGACGAGGACGGCGGAGAAGAGCACCAGCCUGCUAAUAAAGACUGUGUACACUCGUAGGCAACGACCGGAGAAAUCUGCACAGUCUGUCGAGAACUCACCCGACUUCCCUCCAAGCAAUGAGGCUGUCCAACAUGACAACCUGUGGGUGAGCAGGGUGGGGAGGAAGAGGAAGGAACCGGUGGAGGAUGAUGCUGCGAAGCCUAAGCGUGCUCGUGGCAGGCCCCGCAAGCUGAAGACCGCCGAACCCGGUUCAAAAAAAAUAAAAUAAAAUAAAAAUC
Chara braunii is the source of this 2692-nucleotide messenger RNA. The record is from the annotation of a GenBank genome assembly. NCBI's taxonomy places the organism in Eukaryota, Viridiplantae, Streptophyta, Charophyceae, Charales, Characeae.